Messenger RNA from Alosa alosa (allis shad), 2207 nucleotides. RefSeq lists its product as uncharacterized. The transcript is spliced from 4 exons. The record is from RefSeq and is a predicted model, not a curated record. The coding region runs from base 314 to 1687 and encodes 457 amino acids. NCBI's taxonomy places the organism in Eukaryota, Metazoa, Chordata, Actinopteri, Clupeiformes, Clupeidae.
UUGAAUGACCUCUGUGUAUGAAAUGCGCUAUAUAAAUAAACUUGACUUGACUUGACUUGACUUGACUUGAGCAAGGACAGGCAAAGGACAUAAGAUCCAGAAAUUACAAGUUAGUUCUGUGAAGGAACUAAAAGCUGCAGACAAAGCAAAAGCAGACUUUACAUUGUGCCACGAGCCACUGUCUUGCAGGUAUGGAAUUAUAUACACACAUAUUUUUAUCAUACUACCUUUAUAUAAAUGUGUUCUCUGUAAUGUCUACACCUGUAACAGAGGUUACCCUUUCUACCCUCCGGUAACAUCAGCACCGUCUGUCAUGUCCCAGAAUGCAUCAGCACCCUCUGCCAUGUCCCAGAAUGCAUCAGCACCCUCUGCCAUAUCCCAGAAUGCAUUGCAACCACUUGCAGCUCCAGCAGUAGAUGAGACCUUCAGAUCAGUACAAGAUAGGACUCCACCAGGGGCUGCACCAGUACAAGAUGGGACUGCUCCAGGGGCUGCUCCAGUACAAGAUAGGACUCCACCAGGGGCUGCACCAGUACAAGAUGGGGCUGCUCCAGUACAAGAUGGGACUGCACCAGUACAAGAUGGAGCUGCACCAGUACAGUACAAGAUGGGGCUGCAUCAGUACAAGAUGGGACUGCACCAGUACAAGAUGGGGCUGCACCAGGGGCUGCUCCAGUACAAGAUGGGACUGCACCAGGGGCUGCUCCAGUACAAGAUAGGACUGCACCAGGGGCUGCUCCAGUACAAGAUGGGACUGCACCAGUACAACAUGGGGCUGCACCAGUACAAGAUGGGACUGCUCCAGUACAAGAUGGGACUGCUCGAGUACAAGAUGGGGCUGCACCAGUACAAGAUGGGACUGCUCCAGUACAAGAUGGGACUGCUCCAGGGGCUGCUCCAGUACAAGAUAGGACUGCUCCAGGGGCUGCUCCAGUACAAGAUAGGACUCCACCAGGGGCUGCUCCAGUACAAGAUGGGGCUGCUCCAGUACAAGAUAGGACUCCACCAGGGGCUGCUCCAGUACAAGAUGGGGCUGCUCCAGUACAAGAUAGGACUCCACCAGGGGCUGCUCCAGUACAAGAUGGGACUGCUCCAGGGGCUGCUCCAGUACAAGAUAGGACUCCACCAGGGGCUGCUCCAGUACAAGAUGGGGCUGCUCCAGUACAAGAUGGGACUGCACCAGGGGCUGCUCCAGUACAAGAUGGGGCUGCACCAGUACAAGAUGGGACUGCUCCAGGGGCUGCUCCAGUACAAGAUAGGACUGCACCAGGGGCUGCUCCAGUACAAGAUGGGACUGCUCCAGGGGCUGCUCCAGUACAAGAUAGGACUGCACCAGGGGCUGCUCCAGUACAAGAUGGGACUGCUCCAGUACAAGAUGGGACUGCUCCAGUACAAGAUGGGGCUGCACCAGUACACGAUGGGACUGCUCCAGUACAAGAUAGGACUCCACCAGGGGCUGCACCAGUACAAGAUGGGGCUGCACCAGUACAAAAUGGGACUGCUCCAGUACAAGAUAGGACUCCACCAGGGGCUGCACCAGUACAAGAUGGGACUGCACCAGUACAAGAUGGGGCUGCACCAGUACAAGAUGGGACUGCUCCAGGGGCUGGGAGUGCCCAAGCUCAAAGUGUGGUUGCAAAUCAGGCUCUUCAAGAAUGGCAAGCAAUACGGGCCCAGCGGAGUAUAAUAACCCGGAGUAUAAUAAUACAAGUCUGGUGGGGGAUCAGGAGAAGGCUAUUGAGGCAAGACGUCAGCGAAUGCAAGUGAGGAACCCUCAGAUGGGGUGUUGAUCAAAUUUAAACAUCCAAAUGGACUCAUCAAUAUGAGGAAAUUCAGCUUGUCGGAGCCCAUCCAGGUGACACCUGUUCAGCUUGAGAAAACAGUGUCUUCUUACUGUGGUUCAGUGGGUUGUAAAACUUGACUGGUGUAACACUAUGUUUCACAUCUUUUUAGAUCUUGUUUGAAGCAGUGAGGGGGUGGAGGUCUCAGACAGCGGUGAGGGGGUGGAGGUCUCAAACAGCAGUGAGCGGGUGGAGGUCUCAAACAGCAGUGAGGGGGUAGGUGGAGGUCUCAAACAGCAGAGAGUGGGUGGAGGUCUCAGACAGCAGUGAGGGGGUGGAGGUCUCAAACAGCAGUGAAUGGGUGGAGGUCUCAAACAGCAGUGAGCGUGUGGGUGGAGGUCUCAGACAGCGGUGAGGGGGUGGAGG